Vitrella brassicaformis is the source of this 1263-nucleotide messenger RNA. Lineage: Eukaryota; Vitrellaceae. The record is from the annotation of a GenBank genome assembly.
CCUCAGUGACAUGGCAUUCAUUGCAAACACAAUGCCCUACUAUGCAUUGCCCAAAGCGUACAUACGCAUCCGUCCAAAAGUCCUCUGACCCACAAGACCACUCGCUGUCUCACUCGCUGUCUCACUCAUAUCAGCGAGGCCCAGAACUGACUCACUGAGUAGUCGAAGUCUAGUAGGCAGGCGGCUGCUGUUGGAUAAGGACCAUUUGCUUCCCGGCCGGCUGAGCAGAGGUGGCAACGUACGGCUGCGAAGGCUGGGUUGGCUGGCCGAGGACAGUCCCCGGCAUCAGCACCAUUGGCUGCACUUGACCCGGCGUCAGCAUCAUCCCCGCUCCAGGCUGUGGCAACGCGGUUGGCGUGAUUGGGGGCAUGUCCUUCUUGAAGCCGUGUGCCCUGAUGGGGUCAAAAACCAUGGCGGGAGAGGGCAGGGAGAUGGAUGCAUUCAGCUGACCGCAUGACGUGUCGAUACUCCUGACAGAAGGUGCUGUCAGAGAUAUACAUCCCAACAGAAGGUCAGCUGAAUAUGUCUGGCUAUUGUCUGUCCACUGUUUUUCUGUCUGUCUGUCUGUCCGCUGUCUGUCUGCCGAUCCUCACCAAGGGCCGCACCAGAAGACACAGCAGCAGUCCUGAAGCGGCAAGAAAACGGGCAAUGAGAAUGGUGCAGAGACACGACUCUGAUGCGUCCUCACCUGGGCACAAUCCAGCGGCUCGAUCUUAUAAUACCUGACGUCGACGCACCACAGAAGACGAUCGGCAGAAAUGAGUAGUAGAAGUCCCUCUUAGCUGAGCAGCUGCCUUACGCUCGCAGCUUGGUCCGGUAGUGAAGGUUGAGGACCAGCAAUACGAUGGCAAACACCACAGACACCACGCUGAACAUCCAGCCGGCGAUCCGAUUCGGGCUGAUGUUAGGGAUGUAGAAGAGAGCUUGCUGGACAAUCGAUAUCACCCACGAGAUCAUCCAUAGGGUGAAGAACAACCAGAAGCCUGCGGCAGCACAUAGGAGAGAGACCACCCGUGGUGACAAAGGGCGAAAGGCCGUGUUUCUUGCCCGUGCUCCAUCGGAGAAUCUUUGUCUCGUCCAGGGGCCACGCCUACAGCCAUCCAUGUGGGAGCGAGUGAGGUAGAGGGACAAAUCGAGGGUCGUCGUGUGGGCUUCUGCACAUCUUGAAGUAGGCAAAAAUUGGGUUGAUUACGAGGCCGACGGUGCCCCAAAAACAGCUAGAGCCGUCGCUUCCACAGUCGAACACGCCAUCAGACCAACGAC